AUACGCACUUUGUUCGUGGGCAGUCGUCGCCGCUGUUGUUGCCGCUGAAUUGCCGUCGAUUCCGAUUCCGUAGUUCCGUCGAUUCGUUGCGUUGUUCCGUUGUUGUGACCUGCGACUUGCGACUUGCGACUUGCUACUUGCGAUCUGCGUCGAGUGCUGGAGAUCCGUCGCGACUCGAAAGUGAUUCCCGUUCGAUCCCGGAUCGCAGUUGAUUGAAACCGUGUUACAGUUGUUACAAUUACAGUUGCAGUUACAGUUACAGUUACACAGUUACAGUUACAUGAAUAUGCACACCCACAAAUCCAAGUGAUAAGAAAGCCGAGCUAGCGGGCUGCGGAGAAAGCAUUCCAAAGGAAGUGCUAUCAAGUUGAGUGCCAGUGCCGAGAAAAGUGCCUCCUCCCCGCCAGCCGAAAGGAUUUACGCGCUCGUUUUCCUCAAAUCCCAACAACAAUCCGAACUGAACUAAGCCAAGACUUUGCCUGCGAGCCAACUGCCGCCACCCGAAGUGGACUCCCAUAGCUGAUCAUUGCCACCGGAUCUGCGAACCUUCCCUCCGCGCGCAUCCCCCGGAAAAGCCGUCAACAUUCUUGAUAAAGUGGCCUCAAUAGGCGCCAACACGCUCAAUUUCACGGACCUAGGGAGCCCCUACGAGGGGCCUCCCAGCACCCCCCAGUCGGGCAUGGACGCCCCCGACGCCCCCCACACGCCCAAGUACAUGGACGGCGGGAACACGGCGGCCAGCGUCACGCCCGGGAUCAACAUCCCCGGCAAGUCCGCCUUCGUGGAGCUGCAGCAGCACGCCGCCGCCGGGUACGGCGGCAUUCGGAGCACCUAUCAGCAUUUCGGACCGCAGGGCGGCCAGGACUCCGGCUUCCCGAGUCCGCGCAGUGCCCUCGGCUACCCGUUCCCGCCCAUGCACCAGAACUCCUACUCCGGCUACCACCUGGGCAGCUACGCCCCGCCCUGCGCCAGUCCGCCGAAGGAUGACUUCUCCAUCUCGGACAAGUGCGAGGACUCCGGCCUGCGCGUCAACGGAAAGGGCAAGAAGAUGCGCAAGCCCCGCACCAUCUACAGCUCGCUGCAGCUCCAGCAGCUCAACCGCCGCUUCCAGCGCACCCAGUACCUGGCCCUGCCCGAGCGGGCCGAGCUGGCGGCGAGUCUGGGCCUCACGCAAACGCAGGUGAAAAUCUGGUUCCAGAACCGGCGCUCCAAGUACAAAAAGAUGAUGAAGGCGGCCCAGGGCCCGGGCACCAACAGCGGCAUGCCCCUGGGCGGUGGAGGGCCCAAUCCCGGCCAGCACAGCCCCAGCCAGAUGCACAGUGGCGGUAACAACGGCGGCGGCUCGAACAGCGGCUCGCCCUCGCACUACCUACCUCCCGGACACAGUCCCACGCCAUCGAGUACGCCCGUGUCCGAGCUUUCCCCCGAGUUCCCACCCACGGGCCUCAGUCCGCCGACGCAAGCGCCCUGGGACCAGAAGCCCCACUGGAUCGACCACAAGCCGCCGCCCCAGAUGACGCCGCAGCCCCCGCACCCCGCGGCGGCGCUCCAUCCGCAGUCGCACCACCACAACCCGGCGCCCCAGAUGGGUGGCUACGUGCCGCAGUACUGGUACCAGCCGGAGACGAAUCCCUCCCUGGUGACAGUCUGGCCGGCGGUCUAACAGCAUCCCCACCAGCUGCCCGGAGGGGCUGCCUGGACGCAGCACCACCACCAGCAGCACCACCACCACCACCAUCACCUCCAUCAGCAGCAGCAGCACUCCUGCCCCGUCCAGCUGGAGCUGGACCAGUUGGAGCAGCUGGAGCAGCUGGAGCAGGCGGAGGCGGAAGCGGAGGCCCGGCACAUCCUGCAGCGGCAGGACCUCGCCGGCGGGGGCGGGGCCUUCGGCGGGGGCAUGGACGGGGGCGUGGCGGGGCGGGGCGUGCAGCACACGAUAUCUUAGCCAAUAACCCAUGAUAGCAACCUGUAAAAUAUCCAUGAAUAUGAAACGCCGAUGAAGAAGCGCGAUCACUGGCAAGUUAAGCGUGAAUUUGUACAUUUUAAACGUAAUCGAAUAUGUUUACCAACGUGAAUACAGUCGUUCUACAGUGUAGUCUAGCUAAGAAGGAAACGCAAACACAAACACAAACACAAACAAAAAGAAAACAAAAAAUACUUAAGCAGAAGAAACAUUCCUCAAUCACAGAAGAAGCGCGGAGAGAGUAUGAAACGUGUCCUUUAUUUUGUUUAAUUUAGCGAAUUAACUAUGUAUAAACCUAUCUAUAUGAACGUAAACUAUAUGUAGUGAGCAACAACAACAAAGCAUAAAGCGUAAAGUACAUCGUAAAUAAAUGAAAUCAAACAAA
Messenger RNA from Drosophila ficusphila, 2348 nucleotides. It is a transcript of the gene Dll, whose product is annotated as homeotic protein distal-less. The coding region runs from base 680 to 1663 and encodes 327 amino acids. Gene Ontology annotation, biological process: regulation of transcription by RNA polymerase II. The transcript is spliced from 7 exons. The record is from RefSeq and is a predicted model, not a curated record. Lineage: Eukaryota; Metazoa; Arthropoda; Insecta; Diptera; Drosophilidae. Gene Ontology annotation, molecular function: RNA polymerase II cis-regulatory region sequence-specific DNA binding; DNA-binding transcription factor activity, RNA polymerase II-specific.